AUUAUGAUUAAAACUAUUUAUUUAAAUGCAGAGAAAUUAAAUUCAUCAACUAAGCGAUGGCCCGGGAUCAAUUGCAAGUGCUCAACGCACUUGAUGUCGCUAAAACCCAAGCCUACCAUUUUACCACUAUUGUCAUCGCCGGGAUGGGCUUCUUCACCGCCGCAUACGAUUUGUUUAGCAUCUCAUUGGUUGCUAAGCUAUUGGGCCGCCUUUACUACACCAAGCCCGGCUCACCGAAGCCCGGUGUUCUUCCCCCGAGCGUUUCCUCCUCAGUCACCGGUGCUGCACUCGUCGGUACCCUCAUCGGACAGCUCUUCUUUGGGUGGCUCGGCGACAAAAUGGGUCGCAAAAAGGUGUACGGGAUAACACUCAUUAUUAUGAUUAUAUGCGCACUUGCCUCAGGUUUACCCUUCCGCAAAACUCCAAAAGGUGUAAUGGCGAGUCUUUGCUUCUUUCGAUUCUGGCUGGGUUUCGGCAUUGGCGGUAGCUACCCUCUUUCCGCCACCAUCAUGGCCGAAUACGCCAACAAGAAGACUCGUGGUGCGUUUAUUGCGGCGGUUUUCGCCAUGCAAGGUAUGGGGAUCUUGUUCAGUGGCAUUAUUUCUCUUAUCGUAUCGACGGCGUUUGACCGUAAGUUCCCUACCCCGACGUACGAGGAGAAUCCGGCCCUCUCCACACCACCCGAAGCCCACUAUGUGUGGCGCAUUGUCUUGAUGUUUGGCGCUUUACCCGCCGCCUUGACUUUCUACUGGAACAUGAAGAUGCCGGAAACCGCCCGUUACACCGCCCUCAUCGCGAAGAACGCUAAACAGGCAGCCGCAGACGUGGGCAAAGUUCUCAAUGUGGAAAUGGAAGUUGAAGAAGAGGAGGUGGAGAAGAUAUCACGCAACAAAAGUAGCAACUUCGGCCUAUUCUCACGGGAAUUUGUUCGCCGCCACGGCCUUCAUUUAUUCGGAACCACCUCUACAUGGUUUCUUUUGGAUAUCGCCCUUUACAGCCAAAAUCUAUUCCAGAAAGACGUCUUAUCCGCCAUCGGAUGGAUCCCUCGGGCUAAAACCAUGAACGCCAUCAACGAGGUGUUCAGAAUCUCAAAGGCCCAAACACUGAUCGCACUUUGCAGCACGGUGCCGGGAUAUUGGUUCACAGUGGCAUUCAUCGAUAUCAUGGGGAGAUUCGCGAUCCAACUAAUGGGAUUUUUCUUCAUGACGGUGUUCAUGUUCGCCAUUGCCAUUCCUUACGACCACUGGAAGACAAAUCACCUUGGCUUCGUGAUUAUGUACGCCCUCACAUUCUUCUUCGCCAAUUUUGGUCCCAACGCCACCACAUUCGUCGUGCCGGCUGAAAUAUUCCCAGCCCGAUUAAGGUCCACGUGCCACGGAAUAUCAGCUGCAGCAGGAAAAGCGGGCGCCAUUAUUGGUGCUUACGGGUUUCUUUACGCCGCACAAAACCAAGACAAAGCAAAGACUGAUGCUGGUUAUCCACCUGGUAUUGGUAUUAAGAAUGCUCUGAUUAUUCUUGGAUGCAUCAAUGCACUUGGAAUGAUUUGCACUUUUGUUGUUCCUGAGCCCAAUGGGAAAUCACUCGAAGAGGCAUCCCAAGAAACGUUUGGUGACGAUGACGAUAGAAGUUCAAGGAGCUUUAUUCAGGAUUUUUACUCUUCUAUUUGA
Messenger RNA from Erythranthe guttata (spotted monkey flower), 1667 nucleotides. RefSeq names its product putative inorganic phosphate transporter 1-3. Gene Ontology annotation, molecular function: phosphate transmembrane transporter activity. The record is from RefSeq and is a predicted model, not a curated record. Gene Ontology annotation, cellular component: membrane. Gene Ontology annotation, biological process: transmembrane transport; phosphate ion transport. NCBI's taxonomy places the organism in Eukaryota, Viridiplantae, Streptophyta, Magnoliopsida, Lamiales, Phrymaceae.